AAACAGCUUUGCCUCUGACAUACAGCAACCAUGGAGUCAGGGAAGGGCUUGUGUGUCUGCAUGCUGCUGGUGUUUUGUAUGACUGGAUAUGGACACAGCGGGAAGAUUUUAGUUUGGUACACUGAAGCCAGCCACUGGAUCAACAUGAAGCCUGUGUUGGAGAAGCUGAGCGACAGGGGACACCAGGUGACAGUACUGGUCCCCAGUUCUUCAAUGUUUAUGAACACCAGCGAGCCUUCUCGCUUCCGCUAUGAAUCGUUUAAUGUCUCUGUCUCAGUGAAGGCCAUAGAAGAUUCCUUGGAAGAGUUCAUUCGAUUUGCUAUGUAUGAAAUAGAUCACAUCAGCUAUUUACAGAUGUACCUGAGAUUCAUUGAACUUUUCACAGAGGAGAUGAAGUACUCUUUGAAAUAUUUAGAUGGUAUGCUAAAAUCAGUUGUGCGACUGCAGGAGGGAAAGUAUGACCUUUUACUGGCUGAUCCGAUUUACCCUGGCAGCGAAUUACUGGCAGAUUUACUGGACAUCCCCCUGGUAUUCUCUCUGCGAUUUACACUAGCCCACAACUGGGAGAGGUAUUGUGGUCAACUCCCAACUCCACCUUCCUUUGUCCCUGCUGCUAUGAGCAAACAGACUGACAAGAUGACCUUCUCUGAGAGACUGUGGAACUUUCUCUUCUAUGCCUUGAAUGAUGUUAUAGUGAAUCAUGUUUUUUGGUGGCCGCUGGAUAAUUAUUACUCUGAAAUCAGAGGAAAACCUACCAGUGCCUGUGAAUUAAUGGGCAAAGCAGAGUUCUGGUUAAUGAGGACGUACUGGGAUUUUGAAUUCCCACGUCCUUUCCUUCCUAACUUCAAAUUUGUUGGUGGAAUCCACUGUCAACCUGUGAAACCUUUACCAGAGGAUAUGGAAGAGUUUGUGCAGAGUUCUGGAGAUGCCGGCAUUGUGGUGUUCACUCUGGGUUCUAUGAUAAAAAAUGUUACAACAGAUAAAGCAAACAUGAUCGCAGCAGCACUUGCACAGCUCCCACAAAAGGUGCUGUGGAGAUAUGGCGGAGAUAAACCAGAGACUCUUGGAGCCAACACCAGAAUAUAUGACUGGAUCCCUCAGAAUGACCUGUUGGGUCACCCUAAGGCCAGAGCUUUUGUCACACAUGGUGGCACAAAUGGAAUUUAUGAGGCCAUCUAUCACGGAGUCCCGAUGGUGGGUAUCCCCAUGUUUGGUGACCAGCCUGACAACAUGGUCCAUAUGAAGGCCAAGGGAACUGCAAUUAUUAUAAACCUAAACUUCAUGAAGACAGAGGACCUAAGAGAUGCCAUCACAGCUGUAAUCAAUGACAAAUCGUACAAGGAGAAUAUCAUGCGACUCUCCAGGAUUCACCACGACAGACCCAUUGGUCCUCUGGAUGAGGCUGUAUUCUGGAUUGAGUUCACCAUAAGGAAUAAAGGGGCCAAGCACUUAAGAGUCCAGGCUCAUGAGCUCACCUGGUACCAGUACCACAGUCUGGAUGUUCUGGCCUUUAUCCUUGCUGUUGUUUUUCUCCUUGUUCUGCUAUUUGUCAAAACCUGCAGGUACUGCUUAUGGAGGUGCUGUGGGAAAAAAGGGAAAAAGAAGAGAAAAGAUGAGUAACUGGUUCAUCUGAAACCUAGUCUGAGACAGCAAAAACCUGCUUGGAGUAAACAAUU
Thalassophryne amazonica is the source of this 1676-nucleotide messenger RNA. RefSeq names its product UDP-glucuronosyltransferase 2A1-like. The record is from RefSeq and is a predicted model, not a curated record. Gene Ontology annotation, molecular function: UDP-glycosyltransferase activity. The transcript is spliced from 6 exons. Bases 31 to 1620 code for a protein of 529 amino acids. Lineage: Eukaryota; Metazoa; Chordata; Actinopteri; Batrachoidiformes; Batrachoididae.